Entrophospora sp. SA101 is the source of this 382-nucleotide messenger RNA. NCBI's taxonomy places the organism in Eukaryota, Fungi, Glomeromycota, Glomeromycetes, Entrophosporales, Entrophosporaceae. The record is from the annotation of a GenBank genome assembly.
AUGGAUGACAAAACACUUGAGAAUUACGUUGAAUAUUUGAAAAAAUUGUUCUUACGUCCUAUUAUCAAGAAAUCCUUGAGUGGCGAAGAUGAUGAUACUAAUGUUGGUGAUAUUGAAAGAUAUCGACAAUGGUGUAUAAAUCAUCUAUACACACUUUUAAAAGAUCCAAGAGUGAAACGUAGCGAUGGAUGGAUACAAUUAAUUUUAGAUAUUUUUAUAGAAUAUGGGUUUUUUACAUCCAAGAACGAUGCGCAUCAUUCUCGCACAAAAAAGUUUUUUCCACUACAAGGAAAUGAUGCCGAAGAUGAGAAAAUGGAAAGGUUUGAUGAGAAAUUGUCUGAAAUUUUUAAAACAAAAAAGAAAGAACUAGCAAAGAAAAUUG